UUCCCUUCACCACAGACAGUCCCUGGGGAACAGUAGUGAUGGACCUCAAGGAGUUUUGCCUGAGUGAGAACUUCCAGUUUCUAAACCAGCACAAUCUUUUGGAUGCGUCCUCCUCUGAUGACCCUCCGUCCCCGACCGAUGCGCCGCUCAAAGCCGCCCCGCUGAGCCCCUCGCUCGGCCUGGACAGCAGCGCGACCCCCUUCAGCCCCGGCAGCGUGUCGGACAGCAGCGGCUACAGCGUUUUCUCCGGGAACCCGUCUCUGAACCCCGACUCCCCCGUCAGCUCCAGCUCCAUCUCCAGCAGCAGCGCUGCGGCUCUCUUCCAGCCCGUCGGUCACACAGAGUCCCUAAUCAGCUGCGACUACAUCGCGUCCCUGAACCCCGGACCCAAGCGCCUGUGCCUGGUGUGCGGAGACUUCGCGUCCGGCUAUCACUACGGCGUCGCGUCGUGUGAGGCGUGCAAGGCCUUCUUCAAAAGAACCAUUCAAGGAAACAUCGAGUACAGCUGUCCGGUGGUGAACGACUGUGAGAUCACUAAGAGACGGAGGAAAUCAUGCCAAGCAUGUCGUUUCCAGAAGUGCCUGCGUGCCGGCAUGAUGAGAGAGGGUGUGCGUAUGGACCGCGUGAGAGGAGGCCGACAGAAGUACAAGCGCAGAGUGGAUUCAGCGCUCUCUCUCUUCACCAAAACACCUUACGCUCAUCCCAGCAAACCGAUCCGAAACAAAGUGAUCUCUCAGCUCCUCGUAUCUGAACCGGCUCCUCUGAGAGCCGCCCCUGAGCCCGCGACCCCUGACAGUGACCUUAAAACGCUGCUGACCUUAUGUGACCUUUUAAACAGGGAGCUGCUGGUUAUGAUCGGCUGGGCCAAACACAUACCAGGUUUCACCGGCCUCUCGCUGGUGGAUCAGAUGGCGCUGCUCCAGAGCGGCUGGAUGGAGACGCUGGUGCUGAACGUGGUUUGGCGAUCUCAGGGUUCGGCGGACGAGCUUCAGUUUGCGGAGAACCUGCGACUGAGCGAGAGCCAGUGUCGAGCCGCAGGACUGCAUGAUCUGUACACGGCUCUGAGACACCUGUCCUCCAAAUACCAGCAGAUGGGCCUCAACCAGGAGGAGGUGCUCACUCUCAAAGCCAUGGCUCUGGCCAACUCAGACGCAGAGAACGUGGAGGGCGCCGAGGCCGUGCAGCGCUUCCAGGACGGGCUCCACGAGGCCCUGCAGGACUACGAGAGCAGCCAGCGGCCGUCCGAACCUCACCGUGCGGGACGCCUGCUCAUGACGCUCCCGCUGCUGCGGCAGACGGCGCUCAGAGCCGUGCGCUGCUUCAGCCGGCUGCACACGGACGGACGCGUGCCCAUGCACAAACUCUUCCUGGAGAUGCUGGACGCCAAGAUCUAGAGCAGGACAGAGGUGUUUUAACCCCUUGAGUGUCACCCCCAUUUUUGAACAUAGACGUGAAAGUGCACUAUCCAAACGCUUUGGAAUACAGACCUAAGGUUGAAGACAAUCUGCAGAUUAUUGCAAAAGUGGAAUCAUUUCAAAAAGUUAUAGAUGUUUAAAUUACUGUAAAGAGAAUGCACUGUACCACAUUUUAUUUUAUUUUAUAUAGAAUAAAUAUUUUACAAAAUAUUUUUGAAUCCAAAAUUGAUACAAAAUUAAAGCCUUAUGUCUAAAUAAGGUAUGUUCCAAAUUUGAAGUUGAUAUAAAAAAACCGAGGUUCCUGUGAGAAGUUAUUUAGGGUGUUAUACCACAAACAGCCACCAGGUGCCAUCCAAACUUUUUUUUAUGCAUUUUUCUGUCACAAAUGUCUACAUUUCUCUGCUAUUACUUUAUAAUUACUAUUAAAAACUAAUUAAUACUAUUAACUAAUAGUAUUAGCUAAUUAUUAACUAAAUAAUUAGCUAAUAACUAAUUAAUACUAUUAAUUAAUCUGCUAUUACUAUUCUUUUACUUCUAUCACAAAAUAGCCACCAAAUAUGGAAUCUAGAGACACAGACCUUUCGGACGAUAUGUAUUUUGUCAAGUUUAUAAAAAGUUUUGAUUCUAAAAGAGCAUAAUAUGUUUUGUAAUAUGACACUUGACCCCGCCCACUUAGGGGGAGGAGUCCACUAAAAUAUAUUAAAGUACAAUUUCCAUGGAAAAGCAAUGUCCAUUUUGAAAAUGGUUUUCACAGGAUGAAUUUUGAGAUUACUUAAGUAUGCGAUAAGAGAAAAAAGACAACAAAAAAAAGAGCGCCAAGCGGCCUACAGGUGGGCCGGUGCCACUUCAGGGGUUUUAAGAGAGCAGCUCAAGCUCCACAUGGAGAUCAGGGUAAUCACGUCACGCAGCUAAACCAGUCUGGCAGCUAAACUGCACUUGAUGACGAGAGGUUCAUAUCGCUCUCCGUCUCACUCAAGCACAAUCUUUUACUGUGUAUUUGAUUUAUAUGGAGAUUACCAUUUGAUAUGGUGUCAGCAAUAGUUUAGAAGCAAUUUUUUAGUUUUACAUGAUAUAUCAAUGUUUUUCAUUUUUUAUUCUGUAGAGGUUUGUCAGUCUAGAUUUGGGAAUCCGGUUACUAUUGAAGACACAGAACAGUUCCAGCAAUCAGCAUCAUAGACAGCAACACACAUAGUCUGCAGUACAUUGUCAAGCUACUGAGCAAUAUGCCUUUCUAUUUAUUGUCUAAUUUAUUACAAA
Messenger RNA from Onychostoma macrolepis, 2672 nucleotides. RefSeq names its product estrogen-related receptor delta (gene esrrd). The transcript is spliced from 7 exons. NCBI's taxonomy places the organism in Eukaryota, Metazoa, Chordata, Actinopteri, Cypriniformes, Cyprinidae. The record is from RefSeq and is a predicted model, not a curated record. The coding region runs from base 39 to 1394 and encodes 451 amino acids. Gene Ontology annotation, molecular function: DNA-binding transcription factor activity; zinc ion binding; sequence-specific DNA binding. Gene Ontology annotation, biological process: regulation of DNA-templated transcription.